AUGGCCGCCUCCACCAUGUCCGUCUGCUCCAGCACUUACACCGAGCCCUGGCAGGUGGAUGACUGCCCAGAGAGCUGUUGCGAGCCCUCCUGCUGUGCCCCCAGCUGCUGCCAGCCCAGCUGCUGUGCCCCGGCUCCCUGCCUGAGCCUCAUCUGCACCCCAUGCUGCCACUGCUGUGCCCCGGCUCCCUGCCUGAGCCUCAUCUGCACCCCAUGCUGCCAGUCAGGCUGCACCAGCUCCUGCACGCCCUCAUGCUGCCAGCAGUCCAGCUGCCAGCCGGCUUGCUGCUCCUCCACCUGCCAGUCAUCCUGCUGUGUGCCUGCCUGCUGCACACCUGUCUGCUGCAAGCCUGUCUGCUGCAAGCCUGUCUGCUGUACACCUGUCUGCUGUAAGCCUGUUUGCUGCACACCAGCCUGCUGCACACCCGUCUGCUGCAAGCCUGUCUGCUGCACACCUGUCUGCUGCAAGCCUGUCUGCUGCACACCCGCCUGCUCUGGUGCUUCCUCUUCCUGCUGCCAGCAGUCUAGCUGCCAGCCGACUUGCUGCUCUUGCUCUCCCUGCCAGUCAUCCUGCUGCACACCCAUGUGCUGCAAGCCUGUCUGCUGCGUGCCCUCCUGCUCCUCCGUGUCCCUGCUCUGCCGCCCUGUGUGCAGACCUGCCUGCUGCAUACCUGCCUCCCCCUGCUGUGCCUCCUCCUGCCAGCCCAGCUGCUGCCUCCCAGCUUCCUGUGUAUCCCUGCUCUGUCGCCCGGCCUGCUGUGGCCUCUCUUUGGGCCAGAAGUCCUGCUGCUGA
Messenger RNA from Octodon degus (degu), 792 nucleotides. Its product is annotated as keratin-associated protein 10-9. Gene Ontology annotation, cellular component: keratin filament. Lineage: Eukaryota; Metazoa; Chordata; Mammalia; Rodentia; Octodontidae. The record is from RefSeq and is a predicted model, not a curated record. The transcript has 2 exons. Bases 1 to 792 code for a protein of 263 amino acids.